Trichobilharzia regenti is the source of this 1122-nucleotide messenger RNA. Lineage: Eukaryota; Metazoa; Platyhelminthes; Trematoda; Strigeidida; Schistosomatidae. The record is from the annotation of a GenBank genome assembly.
AUGGUUUUCAGACUAGACCCAUGUGGUGUUGCGUGCAUUCUGAUAACACAGGCGCUUGUCGUUUACUCCGACUAUGUUGUUGUCUUCCAUCUAGUACUUCCUGUCCUCAAACAUAGCUUCUGGGCUAUAAUAAAUACAAUCUGUUUUAAUAUUGUGGCUUCUCUCUUAUUAUUUUCCCAUAUGUGUGCUGUUCUCACCGACCCAGGUGUAAUGCCCUUAUAUCAGUAUUCUAUAGAAUACUUAAGCACCCUUCAGAAACCUGAAGGAUGGACUACAUGCAAUAAAUGUGGCAUACAUCGUCCACCACGAGCUCAUCAUUGUCGUAUUUGUCGACGUUGUGUAAGACGAAUGGAUCAUCAUUGUCCAUGGAUCAAUAAUUGUGUUGGUGAAUGUAAUCAGAAGUACUUUAUACAAUUUUUAAUUUAUGUCGGUAUUCUUUGUAUAUAUGCUUUAAUAUUGGUUCUUAUAUGUCGAGCUAUGAUCUCUGCUAGUCUAAAAGAAAAUGUUGGUAGUUCAGAUGUUAUAGUCGUAGCUCAUACAUUUGUUCUUGUUGCCAUAUGCUGCCUUUUUGGAUUGUUUAUCUUAGCUAUUCUAUCCGAUCAGUACAAAUCUAUAGUCGAGGAUACAACAGCUGUUGAAGCAUGGCAGUUACGUGCUCUUCCUCAUUCAUCAGAUACUGAAGCUUGUGCUGCUGCGGGAUUUCGACGAAAACUAUCCAAGCUGACACUGUUUCGUGAAGUAUUUGGAAAUGGUCCGCUAUAUUCUUGGUUAAUUCCAUGUUCGUAUAUAUUCAAACCCUAUCCAAAACAGUAUACCACUAUAUCAAGUAUUAUACACAAUGUAAAUUGUUCUAAUUCUAUUGUCAGUUCAUCAAAUGAUAGCGAAAAGAAAAUGAAGAAUAGAUCAAACUAUGCUGCUUCUGCUGUCGAUGAUGAUGGUGACAACGACUCAAAUACCGCAGAUGCGUUACUAGCUUCAUCACAAACUCAUUUAAUCAAUAAUAACAAUAACAAUACUCAUCAUCAGUAUCAGUAUCAUCAACAGCAAUAUCCUACAAAUGUCUACAAUGAGCAACAUUCAUUUGCUACAAUUGAAACUGACAGUUCUUCAGCGAGUUAUUGA